UUCAGUCCACAUCAACCAUCAUAAUUGUGAUCAAUUCAUCACAAAGAUUUCAAUAAAAACCUACGUAAAAUGUGGGAACAGUUAAAAAAUUCAAAAGCUCUUAAAUGGCUUGUGUUUGUGGUUAUGUUGGUAGUGUUGUUGUUGACAGUGUGUAUUUUUGUCUUCAAUGAGCCAGAAAAACUUGCGACGUGCACAAUUUCGAUAAAAGAAGAUUUGCAACCAACUGCGCCAUUACUACUUCGAUCAACGUUUGAUGUUACUCAUUCUACAAACGAUGCCUACUAUCUACCAAAAAACUUAUACGGUGAUAUUAAAUUCAUCCAAGAUUACAAUAUAAAUCUAAGCUGUCCCAAUGGUAAAGUAAUACAAAAUGGAACGGAUACAGGUGAGACUAUAGUCUCAAUUCGAUAUUCAGGCACCAAUAAAAACUUUGAGGUAGUGGGAACUGAAAAAACUGUAACGUUAUCACAGUUUACUUGCUCCAAACCAGGCCAUAUUGCUCGCUACACAGGCAAGACUUGUCUGGAUGGAUUUAAAGAGAUUGGAAUAGGUUUCCAGGUGAGCUCAUCGAUAUUUCUACGUGAGAUAACUGUGUGUUUUGAUCCGAUUGAACAAAUCACUGCGUAUUCCACAUACAGUCUCACUCGGUUUAUCAGAGGUAGUCAAACAUUUGAGUCACCCAGACCUUACUUUGAACCUGGAGAGUUUUAUAAUGUAGGCAACCAACAAGUCAAUGAAUUAUAUAAGCAAAAGGUACAACGUAUUAAUAUCAACAAACAACUUGGUUUGAGUGAAGAUUCAACGAAAUAUAUUACUGAAAACAAUCGUCAUUUCCUCAGUCGUGGACAUCUAACUGCAAAUGCUGAUUUUGUCUACGAAAAUCAACAAAAAGCUACAUUCUUUUUUGUGAAUGCAGCGCCACAAUGGCAGACAUUUAACGGCGGAAAUUGGAAGUUAUUGGAAGAAAGGGUGCGGUAUUUUGUUGGAGUAAGAAAUGUAGAUUUGGUGGUCUAUACUGGAACUCACGGUGUUAUGACCUUGCCACAUGAAACUUCAGGUGAACCUACUCCUAUAUAUUUAUAUAAUGAAAAUGAUGUUCAGGCCAUUCCUGUGCCAAAAAUGUAUUGGAAAGUGUUGUAUGAUCCGUAUACCCGGGCAGGUGUUGCUUUUGUUGGACUCAACAAUCCUUACAACAAUGACAUCAAGGAAGAUGUGCUCUGUACCGAUAUCUGUGACAAAUUAACAUUUAGCAUCUCAUGGAGCAGAACUAACAAUGAAAUGGGAUACGGAUAUUGCUGUGAAGUAAAAGACCUCCGUGCAAAAAUCAAAAAUAUUCCAAAUAUACCCGUUAACUCCCUUUUGGUAUAACAAUACUGAUAUAUAACAAUAUAUUGUUUGAAUUGUAUCUAUGAUUUCUUAUUUUCACGUCUAUUGCAUCGAGAAAAUGGCAUUCUCUUCUUGUAAAAUUCAUCGUCCUACUUUUUACUGCCUGAGAUGCAUAGAAUUUGCAAUCUGUUAAAAAUCACGCACGUUUCCGUUCUCGCAAUGAUUAGUAAUUGUAUCACAUUGUCGUUAGACAACCGCGCACGAAUUCAUUCACACUGGCGUCUCCACUUUCGUUCACCUUGUCCUUAUUACUCGCCGCGCACCGGCUGAACUUCAACAUGGCGUCCACAUCCACGUAUGCUGUGAUUAAAGUAAAAGUGCAGCUUGCGCACGCUGGAAGAAAAUCGAUUACAAUCGCAAUCAUUGUAAUCACGGUGUUUUAUAUAAUCGCAGAGCGAAAUUUUAAAUAAUCGCAAAUUACUGUGGUGAAUUCAUGCGUGGAAAUUGAAUUCAGGAAAUCUAAGAAUUCCACAUAAAUCUAAAUAAUUAUAUAAGUAAAGAAAAUAUUGUUGUUUUUGUUUAGUUUUAUAAUAUGUAUAAUAUUGCGAUGAUAAUAAUAUAAUAACAAAUGAAGUGAUGAAGUAA
Messenger RNA from Dalotia coriaria, 1971 nucleotides. RefSeq lists its product as uncharacterized. The record is from RefSeq and is a predicted model, not a curated record. The coding region runs from base 70 to 1368 and encodes 432 amino acids. Lineage: Eukaryota; Metazoa; Arthropoda; Insecta; Coleoptera; Staphylinidae. Gene Ontology annotation, biological process: apoptotic DNA fragmentation. Gene Ontology annotation, cellular component: mitochondrial inner membrane; nucleus. Gene Ontology annotation, molecular function: metal ion binding; nucleic acid binding; RNA endonuclease activity. The transcript has a single exon.